AUGGAAACUGACAACCGUGAUUUCAUUGUUGUUCCUCGCCCUUCUCCUCACGCUUGUGCUGCCACUAUUGGGAAAUCAGCCAAAGACCUUCCUACCCCGAAAAUUAUCAAGGACCUCAAUAAUUCGUACGUGUUAAAGAAACCUUAUAAGGCGUUAUGGAGAUGUAUCAAUAGCACUUUGUUGAAUACCGUACAACGUUACGGGAAAGCCUGCGGCUUGUCAAUAAGCAGUGAAUUAAUAUCAUCUAGAAUUCUCAAAAAGAAAUUCUG
Messenger RNA from Funneliformis caledonium, 269 nucleotides. The record is from the annotation of a GenBank genome assembly. NCBI's taxonomy places the organism in Eukaryota, Fungi, Glomeromycota, Glomeromycetes, Glomerales, Glomeraceae.